This is a messenger RNA of Fundulus heteroclitus (mummichog), 4157 nucleotides long. It is a transcript of the gene fam222ba, whose product is annotated as family with sequence similarity 222 member Ba. The transcript has 3 exons. The record is from RefSeq and is a predicted model, not a curated record. Lineage: Eukaryota; Metazoa; Chordata; Actinopteri; Cyprinodontiformes; Fundulidae. The coding region runs from base 421 to 2205 and encodes 594 amino acids.
GAGGAGAGCAGGAGGAGCAGCAGCAGCUCCAGAGCAGGAGAGCUCUAAUGGAUCGUGUCUGGAAGGAGGAGGACUAUCUCUGAUCAAAUUUCGGCUAUCCUAAGGGCGCACUUAACUAAUGGGAUCCUAUCGAUGUCCCCCCCUCCUCCUCCUCCUCCAUCUCCUCCUCUGAGCCCGGUCUUUACACGGAGGAAUGUUAAUGUUGCCACAGCCUGUCCGCCUUGUCUCCCGGCUACUUUUGAGUCCGCAGGCUGCCUCGCUGCGAUCGCCGCGUAAUGACGCGGGUUCUCUGGAGGAGCGCACCGCAGUAGAGCAGCGACUCCGCGGCCUCUGAUGGGACCGGGGCUAAGUUAGCGGCGCCGUUGGGGCUCACGUGUGAGGAGAAGUGCAAGUCCCAUGUUGCAUUAGUGUCUGUGUGAAAUGCUGGCCUGUCUGCCAGGGCCAGGUGACCUUCCCCUCCAGCUUCUCCCCCACACGCAGAUGAACACUGGACUGCAGAAAUGGGACACCAUACAAAGGAUGAGAUCUGCUCCAUUUCCAACCCCUGCAGAAUUGGACGCAUAUGCUAAGAAGGUUGCCAACAACCCCCUCACCAUCAAGAUCUUUCCCAACAGUGUCAAAGUCCCCCAGCGUAACCACGUGCGGCGCACGGUCAACGGGCUGGAUACGUCGGGCCAGCGCUACAGCCCUUACCCCCCCUCUCAGGCUAGUGCCAAGACGGGACUCCUCGCCAUCGUCAAGGUGCCCACAGUCAAAGGUAUCCUGAAAGAUUUUGAUGGUAGCCGGGCUCGUUUGCACUCUGAAGUCAGUAUGAAUCCUCCCACUGGACCCUAUCAAGUGGCUUCAACCAGCACUUUAAACCACCAUCCACCUCUGUCCAGCCUGCCCCUGGCCCAGCACAGCUUAACCCACCAACAGCAGGACCUGCCUCAGACUUUACAUCUACCCCUCUCUCAGCAGCAGGCUCACACUCAGAGUCUUAGACACCCUCCCCCUCUGGCCCUACACCCUCAGGGGGCGACCAGAGUCCAGACUUUGUCUCAGCACCCAGCCCUCGGCCACCCGCAGGGGCAUCCUGCAGUCAUGCUUCAGCAACAGCCACCACCUGGCCUGCAGGGGAGCAGAAAGCUGCCAGAUGGCGACGUGCCACCUAACGUUACCGUCUCUACCUCAACCAUUCCACUCUCCAUGGCUGCCGGGCUGCACCAGGCCCGUCAGGCUGACCUGAGCACCAUCGUGCAUCAGCUCAACCAGUUCUGCCAAGCGCGGGGCCAGGGCCCAGGGGCUAGCUCCAUGUGCGAAGGCCAGAUCGCCAACCCCAGUCCCAUCAGUCGUAACCUGCUUAUCAGUGCAUGCUCCAGGGUUUCCAUGCACAGUAACCCCGCUACUCCUGGCUUUCCUCCGCCCAACUGCAUUAUUGGCGCCCAAGAAAAAGCCACAGCUCCGAUGGGAGCCCACCCCCCACCCGGUGUGGCUGGUAUGAACCACUUGCCUUCUAACCACGCUGAUCCGAAACAUCAGCAGCAUGUGCAGCAUCAUAUUCACGCCCAACAGAAUCAACUCCAACACACCACCCAGCAGCAGCAGCAGCAGCAGCAGCAGCAGAAGAUGCGCUCCUGGAAUCCCCAUCAGCUGGCUCAUGUGCCCCACAUUCAAAACGGCUUGACGCACCUCUGCAAACAGCCUUCUAGGGACCCAUCCUUCCAUUUUAAAGGCAUGGGGUACCCUGCAGAAGUGUUGGGGGGUCAGCCGUACUCACUGAAACCUCCAAUAGACAGGCCCACCCCUUCCCCGCCCGUCAACAACAGUAUGCCUGGUCCCAUGGCCCACUACACUAACGGUCACUACUUCCAGUCCCACAUUUGGAGCAGCAGCAUCCUUCCCACACCCAACAGUGACAGCUCGGGGUCUCAGGACGUAGCCAUGCCAUUCCACAACGCAGGCCCGGGAGGGUGUACCACGCUGGACUGUGGGCCCCCUGGGGCUCCCCAUUACAGGCUCACAACAAGCUCCACCACGUCCUCGUCCGGCCAGUCUAAUCUGAUGCAAACGGCAGAUUACUUGGGUGGGGACUUCCAGACGCCCUACUUCCGCGAUCAGAAUCUCGGGUUGAUGGGCAAGAUGCACAGGCCCCCUCUGAGCAGGGUAGGUCCAGAGGUCGGAGAAGGCCGAACCGCUCUCAUCCAGCACCCAGGGUACAGAUAAGCUAUGGCCUUGUCUCCACAACCAUUAUCACGCCCCUUUUGUUUAGUCUUAAGAAAGGAAACGUAAGAAUAAAACUCAACAGAUAACCUAAAGGACAAGUAUUAAAGAGGGUCAAAUAAUAUAUUUAAUACAGAACAGUUUUUCUUUUCUUUUUGUUUGUUUCAUCUUGCAAGUGAUCAAUUGCUUGAUUUUUUUUUUAUUUUUUUUUAUUAUUUUUUUUUUUUUACCUUUUUCUCCUGAAAGUGUGCAUAAAACACAUCUGUACUCCUCUCUCUGCAUCUUCCUCGAUUAUACAUUGAAUAUCUGUGCCUGGAUUUGAGCAGAUUCUGUUAUCUCUACUUCAGAUCCGUAACGUGACUUUUCUUAUGCAUGUAAGAAAAAAGUAAACUUUACCCCUCACAGAGAAAAAAAAAAACAUUUUUGUUUUGUUAUUUUUGCUUUUUUUUUACAGGAGAUUAUCAGGAAUUUUUUUGGCUGAGACUGGUUUAGAUUUCUCUUUGGUGGUGACGCUAAAAUUAAGUACAAUCACUUCCAUGUAGAAAAGAAGAGGACAUAAAGAGACUGACGGGGCUAUGACGAUUAGCAGUAUACAGAUGUCGGCAGAUGUUUUGUGCUGUUUAUUUGUAUAAUAGGACUACUACAGAUAAAUUAAUUUCAGUUGGUAAAAGAAGCAUGUAAUCAGGUUGUUUUUACAUUAUAAAGACAAAGCAGGAGCAAAUAUGACAAAGCCAAUGCUCUGUUGUGCUUAUAAUGCUGCAGUGAAUUCAGGUAUUUAAAGAAAAUAAGCCUUGUUGCUGGAGUCACAUUCAGCAACAAGAUUCAGAAAUAUAAAGGGCAGAAAAAAAAAAAACUGUUUCCCUCCUCUACCUUAAAAUGGCCAAAGUCAGGUUGAUGAAGACUCACCAGGAUGAAAUUGUGCCAUCGCAUCUUUGUAAUCGUUUCGGAUUUGUUUUUUGUUUUUUUUCCUUGUGAUAAAAUGUGUUACUUGAAUGUUGAGGUUCUUCAUUUUGCAGGUAUCUAAAGGGAUCUGUCGGCUUUGUGGACACUGAAGGACUUUUGUUUUAAUGUGACGCAGAAUCUAAAGCCAGGGCGGAGCUUUGAGUCCCUGGCAGGGUGGAAGGCUGGGGUCGCGUGCGACUUGCUACUGGUUCUGAUGUGAAGUCUGCUCCUAGAGACCAAAUUGAUCACUUGCAAGAUCGACCAGAGGGUAAAGGAAACCGUGGUUUGGGUUUAACGUGAAAAACAGCAAAUGCAUUGUUUAUUUUCUUGUACACUGGCUUACCUACUAGACUACUGUAACUUUUAAUGAUUGUGUGUGAAUGUUGCCGGCUGACGCGGGCGCAGUUAAAAGUGAGCGUUGGUGCGUGUGCGCGCGCGUGAGUGUAUAAUAACACAAUGACACCUGUUUUGUUCACCUAACUCCCUAACAGCCCUUAAAAAGCCUUAAGUGUUUGGUCCUUGGACUUUCCUUUGACAAUGAGCAUGGUUUUAAUUAUAAAAACCCAAAUAAAGAGAAAGGAGGGAAAGGACAUACAGAAACAGCAAUUCUUUUGUAUUUUUUGUUUGUUUGCCUUUUCAUUUGAAUGAAGAUUUUUUUUUUUUUUUAAUUGAAAGCAAUUCCUUACGUAUUCCUUAUGGUUGGAAAGCAAGAAAAAGUAGGAAUAUUUUGUAAUUAUAUAUUUUUAGCAAUGUGUAGUUACUGAGCUGUAACUUUUUCCCAGUUUCAAAGCUUCGGUUUGCAGUCGUGACUAUUUAUGAUACUUGAUUUGCUUGUUAUUUAAAAUUUUAUUUUCCUCUUUGUUUCUUGUACUAUUGCUGUGAAAUGGAAGAAGGUCCACGAGGCUUUCUUUUGUCAUUCUGUACGACAGAUAAGAGGCAAGAGUGUGAGAGUUGUGCUACUCUUUUUGUAAUAUUGUAAUAAUAAAAUAAAGUUCUAAUUUAUGCUUUAAAAA